Molecule: messenger RNA, 1714 nt
Organism: Xenia sp. Carnegie-2017
Lineage: Eukaryota; Metazoa; Cnidaria; Anthozoa; Malacalcyonacea; Xeniidae
Product: SH3 domain-binding protein 5-like
Exons: 7
Coding region: 98-1297 (399 amino acids)
Biological process (GO): intracellular signal transduction; negative regulation of protein tyrosine kinase activity
Cellular component (GO): cytoplasm
Molecular function (GO): protein kinase inhibitor activity
Source: RefSeq, a predicted model, not a curated record
GCUAUGUCAUUUGCAUUGGGGAAAGGAUGUUGAACGUUCCCAUGAUAGACUUUGUAUAACAUUCCUUCAAUAGACUUUGUAUACACAAAAAUUUGUUAUGGAGACCGACUGUUGGGAUGUCGAAGUUGAUCCAAGAAUAAAAGGCGAGCUAGAGAAGUUAAAUAACACCAAUCAUCGAAUAAAUCUUCUGGAAAAGGAUUAUGAAGAUGCACAAGAAACAUUUCGUAUAACUAUGGCCAAGUCAGCCUCCCAUCUCACGUCAUUGAAUGAUAAAUUGGGAAAGAAGGUGGAUCAAGCCCGACCAUAUUAUGAAGCAAAGACUCAAACAGAACAAGUGCAUAAUGAGAGUGAACAAGCUGCUGCCAGAUAUGACAGAGCCUGUGAUAAUUAUAAUGCUGCCAAAGAUAUGGUCAAGAAGGCUGAAGAAAAAUUGAAACAAGAUAAAAGAUUUCUGGAUUCUGCAUGUCAAGAGAUGCUUAACCAUGCAACAAUAAAGGUAAUGAAAGCCAACAAAGAGAAAGCAGCUGCUGAAAAAAUCCAUCUUGAAGUGUCCCAGGCAUUUACUGAGCUGCAGCUGAAAAAGACAUGUCUUGAAAAAUGUUUGAAAUCUGUUAUAAAUAAAACAAGGUCAUACUUUGAGUUGAAAGAAAAAUAUAACCAAACUCUUGAGGCACACAAGCAAAAGGUAGUAGAACUUCAACAACACAUUACAAUGGCCAAAAUAGAAUAUCAGGACACACUAAGAAACCUGGAGAAAAUCAGUGACUCCAUUCAUGAGCGAAGGAAUAGCGAAGCAAACUUACUUGAGCCACGAGGAGAAGGUGUGGGGGCUGAAAAUCCCGAUGAAGCAUGUAGGAGUGAACAUAUAGCAAAAAUCAAUGAACGAUGUAAUGCCUUAUUUGACUCACACAAGAGUGUUGAUUACCAUAAUUUAGAUGAAGUGGCAACAGAACUUGAGAAUGCCAUAAAAUCGUUGACAUUGCAGAAUGAACAAGAAAGAGAUUCCAUUCCUGAUGGGGACUGUGGAGAAGACAUGUCUGAAAUCAUGCUAAGCAUUGAAAAUAGUGACAACAGCACCUGCAAUAACACACCACAUUCAUUGGUUAGUACUUGUUCAACACAACUAGAUGAUAGCAAUGCAAUGGACACAAAGUUAUUCAUAACUCCACCACCUACAGAUACAUGUGAAGACGAAGUUGGUAAUAAAGCAGUCAGAUUAGAGAAAUGGUUCUUUUUCAGUCCAUCCUCAAAGACCAAAACAGAAUUUGGUUCAGAAAGUAAUCCUGGAAUAGAUUGAGAAUUGCCCAAGGGGGUUGGCAACGGAUGGGAAUACAAAUUUGCAUUGUUUGUUUCAUACAUACAAAAUUUGUAACAGCAGCCAAGACAUCAACCUCGUUCCCAAGGCCUGGAUGACUCCUGGGGAAAACAACCCUAGAAAAGACCCUGGGAACGAGGUUGCCAAGACAUAUGUUCUAGCAUGUUGCUGUGUGUUAUUUAAGUCUAGAAAUGAAUUGAUAUUCACAUACAUCAUAUACCUUCCAACAGGAAUAUUGAUAAAGCAAUCAUCAUGAAACAAAAAGAAGAGAAAAACAAAAACUAUUUAAGUUCUGAGCAUAUUUAAAAGUCAAAUAAUCUUGUAAAAGGUUGAAAAUGCAACAUGUUCGUAAUUUUCUGGUAAUUAAAAAUACCUAAUACAUUGAUCAAAACAAUUCAA